Molecule: messenger RNA, 294 nt
Organism: Symbiodinium sp. CCMP2456
Lineage: Eukaryota; Dinophyceae; Suessiales; Symbiodiniaceae
Source: the annotation of a GenBank genome assembly
GCGAGAAUGGACAGGAUUCAUUACGGACUUUGCGGCGUGAAUGCGAUCCAGGGGGCACUUUUCCUUGGUCGAGCUGGCAUGGAGAUCAGUGGUGCCAAAGAGCAUUGUGAGAACGAUUUCGACGAGGUGGAGAAGCUACGGUGUGCGGCGAACAGCCAAGGCGCCUUCGCUGCUUUCGCUGUGACGAGUCACGUCCUCGCGGAGGCAACCGCUCAAUGUCAAGAGAGUAUGGGCAAGCUGAACCUGAAUGGCUUCUGUGCUGCGUCGGCCAGCCAGAUCAUCCAUGCUUUGACG